CUAUGAUAAGAGCAGAUUAUCACUUACAGAACUACUGAAUCAUGAAUAAUAUUGGAUAUAGAGGAAGGCAAAUGAUGAACGCUCUGCAACCAAGAGAUGAAGUUGACGACCAAAAAAACACAAAUGUAUCAACUAGUUUGACAUGUUCUACUUUAAAUAAAGAGAGUGAUACGGAUAGCUUUCUUCUUUUUGUAUGACUUGAAAUUUUGUUGUGCUG
Messenger RNA from Acanthoscelides obtectus, 217 nucleotides. NCBI's taxonomy places the organism in Eukaryota, Metazoa, Arthropoda, Insecta, Coleoptera, Chrysomelidae. The record is from the annotation of a GenBank genome assembly.